AUGAAUUCGAAUAAUUCUAUAUUCUUUGUAAUUUGCUUUUGUUAUUCAUUCUUUUGUUCUGGAUUGUCUAUUAGCAUGAUUGGACCUCUAUUGCCAUCCUUUGUUGCUCAAAUUAAUUUAUCAAAGUAUAGAGAAGGUGACAUGACAAAAGUCUCAUUAGAGGAUUUAGGAUUGGUAUUUCCGAGCAGAGGUUUAGGAACAAUGUUGGGAAGCUUGUUAGGAGGAUUCUUAUUGAAUUAUUCAAUCAAACAUUGCUCGAGACAACAACAUUUAAUUCCACUCUUAUUUAGUACUACUGGAGCUAUUUUCAUGUUAUGUGCAAAAGUUUCAUUACUUUUGGCUUCACAAGUUCAAGUUUUUGCAAUUAUUUACUUUGUAGUUGGUUUUUGUAAGUGA
Naegleria gruberi is the source of this 396-nucleotide messenger RNA. RefSeq lists its product as uncharacterized. Bases 1 to 396 code for a protein of 131 amino acids. Lineage: Eukaryota; Heterolobosea; Eutetramitea; Acrasida; Naegleriidae. The transcript has a single exon. The record is from RefSeq and is a predicted model, not a curated record. Gene Ontology annotation, molecular function: transmembrane transporter activity.